AUGAUCACCUGGCAAACUGUUGGUCUCCUCGCUGCUACUGCCGCCAUUAACCUCGCAGAUGCCAAAAAGCUUUCGAUUGGCGUGUGCUACGUCCCAUGGCACAAUCCACUUGUCAAUUGGGAUGUGAUUUCAACUGACUUGGCACUGGUCUCGCAGCAUUUUUCUAGUAUCCGCACGUAUGAAGCGCAAUUUGGUAGCAUCAAUGCCAUUAGCGUUGCAGCAGCUGCUGGUCUUCGUAUCGCUGUGGGGGUGCAGCUUGCAGACCCUCAACGCAUUGAUUCCGAGAUUCAAGCAGUUUGUGCUGGAUACGCUCAGAAUCCAUGGGCGGUUGAAGCUGUUUACGUCGGCAACGAGGAUCUAAGACAUGACAGCUUCGGUAGUUACACGGUCGAUCAGCUUAACGGCUACAUCCAGGCUGUAAGGAGUUGUGUUGGCAACACCCCAGUUGGUUCGGUUCAACGUGUUGAAGAAUGGCUAAACGCUGAGGGUUCAGUAGCUUUAGCAAGCAAUUGCCAAGUCAUCGGUGUCAAUAUCCAUCCAUUCUUCAUGCCAGGUGCCGAAUCGCCGAUUGAAAAGCUUAACUUUCAAUGGCAGCAAAUGGCGAACAAAUUUGGUGCGGAGAAACUCCGUCUUACGGAGACAGGCUGGCCGUCCGCUGGUGAAAGCUAUGCUGGCAACAUCCCAUCGACUGGUGUUUUGACGCAAUACUUUUAUGACUUUGUCUAUGGCUGGUGCCCUAAUAGAAGCCAGUCGUACUGGUUUAUGAUGUACGACACUGCGGUGAGUUACUCGGGUGCAGAGUACGACAAACACUUCGGCCUCUUUGGAACGGACAGAUCGGAGCAUAUUACUUUGCCAUAA
Molecule: messenger RNA, 861 nt
Organism: Plasmopara halstedii
Lineage: Eukaryota; Oomycota; Peronosporomycetes; Peronosporales; Peronosporaceae
Product: RxLR-like protein
Exons: 1
Coding region: 1-861 (286 amino acids)
Source: RefSeq, a predicted model, not a curated record